AACAAAAUUCCUAGUUGAACAAAGCUUUCGGUUUUGUGAAUGAAUUGGAAGGGAGAGAGGUGUAGGCUACCUUGGCUUCGUUAAACUUGAAGAAAAAAAAAAAAAAAUUUCACUGAUCUCUCUCUCGCUCGCUCUCUCUCUCUCUCCCCCUCUGUUGUCUCUUGCAGGAUUUCGUUCCUUCGCUCUUUGGAUCAGCCGAGCUCUUAGAUCUCACUGUUCGUUGCUGCUUGCAGACCCUCGUAGACAAGUCCGGUCCUGUAGUUGGAUCAGGGGCCCCUGGGUUUCGACCUAUGCAACCAAGUAGGUUUCCUGAUCCAUCUCUUCCACCACCGCCGACAUCAAACCUCCCAGCAACUGCUGGAUCUUUCCAGCGGUUCCCAACACCACAGUUUGCUCCACCAACUCAAGUACCUCCUUCACAAAUUCCACCAACAGGGCAACCCCCUGCAGCUUAUGGACCACCGCCUCCAGUGUCCUUUCAUCAGCAGGCUCAGGUUACUUCAGUGCCUAUGGGAUCUCCUCCUCAAAGCUUAGGUCCUCCUCCACAAAAUGUUCCACAGCCGUUGUCAGAUUCAUCUUUUCCGGUAGCCAGGCCUAAUUUUCAGUCCUCUUUGCCUGGUUAUGUCCAGAAGCAGCCUAAUGCAGAUUUACAAUCCCAACAAAUGCAACCUCCUUUUGUAAGUCACCAAGGGCAGUAUAUUACUCCAGCACCAGCUUCCCCUUUCCUUACUCACCAAGGAGGUUAUGUUCCUCCUCCACCUGCUGCAGCCUCACAAGGUUUGCUGUCUACAGACCAAAAGCAGCAUCCAGGCACUGGGCCCCCUCUUGGUUCCAUCCAAGGAUUAUCUGAAGAUUUUAACUCGCUCUCUAUUGGAUCUAUCCCUGGAUCAAUUGAUGCAGGGAUUGAUCCAAAAUUGCUUCCAAGGCCCUUGAAUGGUGAUGAAGAGCCUAAAUUGUUUCCUGAGGUGUACCCCAUGAACUGUGAUCAAAGAUAUUUACGGCUCACAACCAGUGCUAUACCCAGUUCCCAGUCACUGGUAUCAAGGUGGCAUUUACCUCUUGGAGCAAUUGUUUGUCCACUUGCCGAAGCUCCUAGCGGGGAGGAAGUGCCAGUUAUCAAUUUUGCUUCAACUGGUGUGAUCCGCUGCAGGAGGUGUCGCACUUAUAUAAAUCCAUAUGCUACAUUCACAGAUGCUGGAAGAAAGUGGCGCUGCAACAUUUGUUCUUUGUUGAAUGAUGUCCCAGGAGACUAUUUUGCCCAUUUGGAUGCCACUGGUCGGCGAAUUGAUUUGGAUCAGCGACCAGAGCUCACUAAGGGUAGUGUGGAUUUUGUUGCUCCAACAGAGUAUAUGGUUCGGCCACCUAUGCCUCCACUAUACUUUUUCCUUAUCGAUGUUUCUAUAGCUGCAGUUAGAAGUGGGAUGUUAGAGGUUGUGGCACAAACAAUUAGGUCAUGCUUGGAUGAGCUACCUGGUUUUCCAAGAACACAAAUAGGUUUUGCAACUUUUGACAGCACAAUACAUUUUUAUAAUAUGAAGUCGACUUUGACUCAGCCUCAAAUGAUGGUGGUUUCAGAUCUGGAUGACGUAUUUGUACCUUUGCCAGAUGAUCUCCUUGUCAACUUAUCUGAAUCAAGAGCUGUGGUGGAAUCAUUUCUAGAUAGCUUGCCGUCCAUGUUCCAGGACAAUGUGAAUGUUGAAUCUGCUUUUGGCCCAGCCCUUAAAGCAGCGUUUAUGGUUAUGAGCCAAUUGGGGGGGAAGUUGUUAAUUUUUCAAAACACACUGCCAUCUCUUGGUGUUGGCCGCUUGAAGUUGCGUGGGGAUGAUCUUCGUGUUUAUGGAACAGACAAAGAACAUUUACUAAGACUGCCAGAGGAUCCAUUCUACAAACAGAUGGCUGCUGAAUUUACCAAGUUCCAAAUUGGGGUCAAUGUCUAUGCAUUUAGUGACAAGUAUACAGAUAUUGCAUCCUUGGGGACUUUGGCAAAGUAUACAGGAGGUCAGGUGUAUUAUUAUCCAGGCUUCCAAUCUUCCAUUCAUGGAGAAAAAUUGAGACAUGAGUUAGCAAGGGACUUGACUAGAGAAACUGCCUGGGAAGCUGUAAUGCGUAUAAGAUGUGGAAAAGGGAUCCGUUUUACAUCUUUUCACGGAAAUUUUAUGUUAAGAAGCACCGAUUUAUUGGCACUUCCAGCUGUAGAUUGUGAUAAAGCAUUUGCAAUGCAAAUCUCUUAUGAGGAAACCUUACUAACAACUCAGACAGUGUACUUCCAAGUUGCUUUGCUAUAUACUGCAUCUUGUGGAGAGAGACGUAUUAGAGUGCAUACAGCAGCAGCACCUGUAGUUACGGAUUUGGGAGAGAUGUAUCGCCAGGCUGAUGUUGGUGCCGUUAUUUCCUUGUUUAGUAGGCUAGCAAUUGAGAAAACACUCUCACAUAAGCUGGAUGAUGCUCGCACUUCAGUACAACAAAGAAUUGUAAAGGCCUUGAGGGAAUAUCGUAAUCUCUAUGCUGUACAACAUCGCUUGGGGGGCAGAAUGAUAUAUCCGGAGUCUCUUAGGUUUUUGCCUUUAUAUGGAUUAGCAUUGUGCAAAUCCGUACCUCUUCGAGGGGGUUACGCCGACGCUAUACUUGAUGAACGGUGUGCAUUAGGCCUCACAAUGAUGAUUCUGCCUGUUAAAAACCUAUUGAAGCUUUUAUAUCCCUCAUUAAUUCGACUCGAUGAGUAUCUAUUGAAGGCAUCUCCCAGUCAGACAGUUGACUUUGAUAGCAUAGAGAAAAGAUUACCGCUGACUGGUGAUAGCUUAGAUUCCAGAGGCCUGUACUUAUAUGACGACGGCUUUCGCUUCAUUGUUUGGUUUGGUAGAGUGCUUUCACCUGAUGUGUCCAUGAAUUUACUUGGGGCAGACUUUGCAGCAGAGCUAUCAAAGGUCAUCCUUAGUGAUCAUGAUAAUGCAAUGUCAAGAAAGCUAUUAGAGAUGCUUAAGAAAUUUAGAGAAAGGGACCCAUCAUACUAUCAGCUAUCUCAUCUUGUUAGACAAGGUGAACAACCUAGAGAAGGCUUCCUCCUCCUUGCAAAUCUUGUUGAGGACCAAGUGGGUGGUACAAAUGGUUAUGUUGAUUGGCUUCUACAAAUACACCGUCUAGUACAGCAGAAUGCUUAAUACAAGCAGGAUAAAAUUUGGAACAAGAAGUGAAACAAUGGAAGAUUUUUCUGGAUGCCAUGAGAGGGAUUCGGCUUCAACAAAUGGCUUCUGGAAUCAAAGCGGAAUUGGCUACUUCAUAAAUUUGUUACCAGAUAGAUUUUUUUUUUUUUUUCCUUUUAACAAUAAUUUUCCCCCCCUUCUUAUUGAGAGGUUGUCACCAUAAUAGGGAUAUCCACAUCAGAUGCUAUUUUAUUUUUCUUAAUAUAUUAUGUUGUCUAUAUACCAUCCCUAGAUUUGGGUAGAAUUGUUGCAAUAACUUUGGCCAUCUAUUUGGAUUUUGUUUGGUUAUGCAACUUGAAUUUUUUGGGUCUGAUUCUUCUUCAGGUGACUGUUGGAUGGAAGUGCUGUAAUUUUGACCAACUGGAACUAGUUAUUAAUAUUCAUAUUUAUUCAGCCACAUUUUGAUCU
This is a messenger RNA of Momordica charantia (bitter melon), 3608 nucleotides long. The record is from RefSeq and is a predicted model, not a curated record. NCBI's taxonomy places the organism in Eukaryota, Viridiplantae, Streptophyta, Magnoliopsida, Cucurbitales, Cucurbitaceae.